Emiliania huxleyi CCMP1516 is the source of this 1275-nucleotide messenger RNA. RefSeq lists its product as hypothetical. Bases 1 to 1275 code for a protein of 424 amino acids. Gene Ontology annotation, molecular function: protein binding. The record is from RefSeq and is a predicted model, not a curated record. The transcript is spliced from 2 exons. Lineage: Eukaryota; Haptophyta; Isochrysidales; Noelaerhabdaceae.
AUGCUCAGCGCUGACGACGAUGAUGGCUUCUCCUUCGACGUUGACGACAUUUUAAAGAAUAUUUUCUCCGGCGACGGCAUGCAUGAUUUCUUCUCCGAUGCCUACGACGGCAUGCAUGAUUUCUUCUCCGAUACCUUCGUCGGCGAGCGCUAUUACUACGUCGGCAGCAGCGAGCGCCUCCCAAACGGUGACGAGCUUGUCCAUGGCCGGCGGGGAAGAGUGAUUGGGCUGGCGUCUGACCCUCUCCUGUGGUCCGUGCGCUUUCCCGGCAACGAGGCCGACGCUGACGUGCACUUCGGCCUUCUCAGCUCUCGGCCGCCGCGGCCGCUGCCCGACGGGUUCUUGGUGGGUGACACUGUUUACUAUGCCGGCGCGAGCGGAGAUGGGCUGGAAUUCGGAUUGAGAGGCACGGUUGUCGGCCCUGCAAGAGCAGCAGAGGGCCUCACGGUGCUCUUCGAUGGCAACAAGGGAAACGUUCAACUGUUCUUCAACAAACACCCUUUCAGCCGGGAGCCUCCGCACCUGCUCUAUUACACUGGCUUUGCUCUGGACGAAGAGCUCUAUUACAACGGCACAGGCACGAAAUUUGAUAAUGGCGACCGGCUCGUUUACGGCUGGAGAGGACGCGUCGCUGGCCAAGCGGCUGGUGAUUUCGCCCGCACGGCCGUCGCAAUGCGUUUCGCCCACAACCAGCUCCCCAGAGUCUGCUACCUACGCAAUCUCACGCGAGAUCCGCCUCCACCUCUACCUGGCGGGUUUGCGCCGGACGACCUUGUGUACUACAAUGGCUCCUCAUCCUCCUUCGACAACGGAGAUGUGUUGAUGUUCGGAGAGAGAGGCACAGUCGUCGGCCCUGCGACUCUUGCAUCACACAAGGGCAAAGGCCUCGCGGUGCUCUUCGACGGCAACAAGGGAACCGUUCAAGUCUUCCUCAACCAGCUCAGCCGGGAGCCUUUGCCCUCCCCCCCCUCCGGCGAGUACACAUGGCCUAUCCCGGGCUUCUCAAAGAUCGAGGAGACGAAGCUCUCCUCUCCUACCUUCCAGGCCGGAGCAUUCAACUGGACACUUGAUCUCUACCCGAAGGGCGACGAUCAGCAGGGGCAGCUCUCGCUCUACCUCAGCGCGGCCGACUCGGCGACGCUGCCGGAGGGCUGGGCGCGGCAUGCGUCCUUCACGCUGACGGUCAAGAACCACCUCGAGGUGGUCACACGCAGUGUUACGAAACGAGCGCAGCGGAACGGCGCCAACAACCAGACCAGAGUAGGAGGAUACUAA